GUCAACUCGUCUCCAAUUCUAAACUCCAAACCAUUCCAUUUGUGCACACCAAAAGGUUCAUGGGAUCAGGCCUCUCUAGCGAUCACCGGAGCAGAGACUCGCUUAACCAGCCGCCGCCGGCCCGGGUCAUCGCCGCGGACGGCUCGCUGAGGGAGUUCCCGCCAUCCUCCUCCCCUGCCAGCGUCUCCGAUGUGCUCGGCAGGAAUGCGGACCGGUUCUUCGUGUGCAACUCCGACGCGCUCUACUUCGACGCGGACGUGCCGGAUCUCGGCGGGGACGAGCUGCUCCGGCCGGGCCAGAUAUACUUCGUCCUCCCCGCGGCGAUUCUCGGGCGGCCGCUCUCGAGCGCUGACAUGGCCGCGCUCGCCGUGCGGGCGAACGAGGCGCUGGCGACCAGAGCACGGCCGCGUGGGCGCGCGCGCUGUCUCGGCAUCAAGAAGGCGCGCGUCGUGCCGGCACACGCGGCGAGUGGGUGUGACGACGGCGACGGCGAAGUCAACGAGAAGCUGAACCAGAGAACUCUUGGAAACUUCGAGACGACUUCACCGAGUCCGGCGAGAAAUGCCAAGAAGUUGGUGGUGGCGGCACGGCCGCCGAUCAAGAGGCCGCUCAGCACCAUCGAAGAGGAAGCCGAGUGAUAAAACGUCGUGAAAGCGCGCGUAUUGAAUGCCAAGUGAUAAAAUGCACGGAAACAUAAGCUUGAUAGCCUUGAUUGAUAGGUUCAUUUUUUUUAUUGACAAUUUUUCAGAUAAGGAGUUCAAGAUUUCAAGAUAGGGAGAAUUAAAAAAGGAUAGAAAUUCUUGUUGAUUGGUUGGUCUUCCUUUGUAUACUAAAGGAAAAUAAAUGUUGCUCGUUGACAUGAUGCGCCA
Messenger RNA from Phragmites australis (common reed), 869 nucleotides. RefSeq lists its product as uncharacterized. The record is from RefSeq and is a predicted model, not a curated record. The coding region runs from base 60 to 638 and encodes 192 amino acids. The transcript has a single exon. Lineage: Eukaryota; Viridiplantae; Streptophyta; Magnoliopsida; Poales; Poaceae.